AUGAGCGAAACAACGUCUAUUGAGAAAAUCAGGCUGCUGCAAAAAUUCCAAUACGAAAAAGUACUAAAGGAGGAUACAAAGAGCAAGAUAGUAACACUUUACGGCUACAUCGAGAAUAAGGUCGCAUUGGUGCUAUUGGAAAAGACAGCUUUUGAUUUGCAUUGUAUUAAUCUUCAGGAAAUCCCAAAGUAUAUUCAGGAAACUCGACUCGUGCAAAACAACGACGUUUUCCAUUGGUACCUUAAUACUUUCCUUCAAAGCAAUGAUCUCCCUUCUUUGAAAACUACUUUGAUAUGGCCUGCUGCGGAAAAUCAUAUUCGAAAGUACUCGGCCCAGAAGCGCAGAAUGGUUCGGGAAACUCCAGAGAUGUAUCUUCAAAUUGUCAAACCGUUUAUAGAAACUCAACGGGGUCCUCAAAUUAAAUGGGUGAAGAACAUUCUUGAUCAUGUGGCUGAAGCAGAACGUAUAGUCCUAGAAGAUUGUGAUAAAAAAACUGGGUUUCUUGUUUUACCGGACUUAAAGUGGGAUCGACAAACUAUGUCGUCCUUGAAUUUGAUGGCUAUUGUCCACAGAGAUGACUUAGCAAGCAUUCGGGAUUUGACUUUGGAACACUUAGACUUGUUAGAAAAUGUCCGCUCUCGUGUGCUUAACGAUGUUCCAAAAAAGUUCCCUGUACAUAAAAACCAGUUAAAGCUAUUCGUUCAUUAUCCUCCUUCUUACUAUCAUUUGCAUGUUCACAUUAUGCAUGUUGAUCAUGAAACUGGCGAAGGGUCAUCAGUCGGACGUGCUAUCCUUUUGGACGAUGUGAUCGAAAGACUGCAAAGCUGCAAAAGUGGCUAUGCUGAAAAGACGUUAACUUAUGGUAUUGGGGAACAGCAUUAUUUGUUUAACGAUUUAACAAAUGCUUCUGACUAA
Molecule: messenger RNA, 915 nt
Organism: Schizosaccharomyces octosporus yFS286
Lineage: Eukaryota; Fungi; Ascomycota; Schizosaccharomycetes; Schizosaccharomycetales; Schizosaccharomycetaceae
Product: m7G(5')pppN diphosphatase
Exons: 4
Coding region: 1-915 (304 amino acids)
Biological process (GO): deadenylation-dependent decapping of nuclear-transcribed mRNA
Cellular component (GO): P-body; nucleus
Molecular function (GO): hydrolase activity; RNA 7-methylguanosine cap binding
Source: RefSeq, a predicted model, not a curated record